AUGAAUCAAGUCGAGGCAUUGAGAGCAGCGAACGUGGACGCUCGGACGCUGAACAGUAAUACGCCUCAGGCAGAGAAGGAUCACAUCUAUCAGGACCUAGCAACGGGCCAUCCACGGACGCGUCUCCUAUACGUAACGCCAGAGCUAUGCUCGGGCGACCACUUCAGGAAACGGUUGCUGCUCGUCUAUGAGCAGAGAGAGCUUGCCAGGAUCGCGGUUGACGAAGCCCAUUGUAUCUCGGAGUGGGGCCACGAUUUCCGGAAGGACUUCAAGCGGCUGUCGUGGUUCCGCGAGACCUUCCCUGACGUCCCCGUAAUGUGCUUGACAGCGACGGCAAAUGAACAAGUCAGGAAGGAUGUUCUCAACACUUUGGGUCUGGACAAGACGCCAGGCAGGCUGAAAACUUUUACUAUGACGGCGUACCGGCCAAAUCUUCAUCUGGAGAUUCGAUUUACCAGCGACGAGGCAGACGAUCGCUUCGGAGACUUUGUGGGCUGGUUACAGGGAGUCUACGAGCGCCGUCGGUCUGAAGGUCGCAAGGAAGAAUUAGAGGCUAUGGGCCAGCGUGUAGAAAAUGUGCCAGGCAUCAUCUACACUAUCUCGCGAGACGAGUGUGAAGCUCUUGCUGCUGCACUCAGACAAGAAGGCAUAGGAGCUCGUCCAUUCCAUGCAAAAUUGGCGAAAGAAACCAAGGAAGAGACCUUGGGAAGAUGGAUCAACAACGAGCCGGGCUAUGAUAUCAUCGUGGCCACGACAGCCUUCGGCAUGGGGAUCGAUAAGGACAACGUUCGCUUUGUCGUCCAUUGGCGGCUGCCCAAGUCUUUCGAGGGAUACUAUCAAGAGGCAGGCCGCGCCGGGCGAGACGGCAAUGCAAGCUUCUGCUUCCUUUAUUAUAGCAGGGAAGAUAGGGAUCGGAUUGCCAACAUGAUUGCGCGGGAGGUCAAGGACGGAGCAAAUCGGGACGCUCGUGCUCGGAGCUUGAAACAGCUGACCGACUACUGCGAAAACACCAGUACUUGCCGGCAUGCUAUGAUUUGCAGGUAUUUUGGAGAGACAGAGACCCCAGCAUGCGAUUAUGCGUGUGACUGGCACAAGGAUCCCCAGGGCUUGAAGAAAAGGAUGGCAAGAGGCUUGGCUAGCGAGGAAUUUGUGAGCACCCAAAAUGGCAUGGGUGCAUACGACGGAUACUAUGACGACCUGUAG
Messenger RNA from Phaeoacremonium minimum UCRPA7, 1203 nucleotides. RefSeq names its product putative atp-dependent dna helicase recq protein. NCBI's taxonomy places the organism in Eukaryota, Fungi, Ascomycota, Sordariomycetes, Togniniales, Togniniaceae. Bases 1 to 1203 code for a protein of 400 amino acids. Gene Ontology annotation, molecular function: nucleic acid binding; four-way junction helicase activity; ATP binding. The record is from RefSeq and is a predicted model, not a curated record. Gene Ontology annotation, cellular component: chromosome; cytoplasm. Gene Ontology annotation, biological process: double-strand break repair via homologous recombination. The transcript has a single exon.